AUAUUCUUUUCAAUGCAGAAAUCUGUGCAGCUGCAUAGUUUGUGAUGAUUUGCCAGGUAGGUUCUCACGGGAGCCAAAGUUUUAUCUUUUAGAGGAGCUAAAUGAGCUUAACUUCCCAUUAGGGUGUGUAAUAUGCUGGGAUUAGAAACAAGAAAAACAGUCAACUGAUCUUUGUUAUAGAUUGUCGCCCCUAGUUUUUGGAGAUCAGAUAUUUGCCUAAUGUUACAUGUAUAACAGACAGUUGCCAAUUGUUCUUAAGUAGCAUAUAGUCAACUGCUCAAUAUUCUUCCAAAGUUGAAAGUUUAACAUCGAAUGCUGUAGCACCCAUAGUAUGCUGUAGCAGCCAUCGUACGCUGUAGCAGCCAUCAAAAGCUGCAACACUAUUGUAUGCUGUAGCACCAAUCGUAUGCUGUAGCACCCAUUGUAUGCUGCAACACCUAUCGUAUGCUGAAGCACUCAUCGUAUGCUGUAGCACCCAUCGUAUGCUGUAGCAGCCCUCGAAAGCUGCAACACCAUUGUAUGCUGUAAAACCGAUAGUAAGCUGUAGCACCCAUCGUAUGCUGUGGCACCCUUCGAUAUCACAUCAUGGCACAUUAUCGGAACAGGAUGACACAUUCGUCCCUGCAAUUUGUGGAACGGGGAGAGCGAAGGAGUAAGUUGGUAGGAAGCUUCCCGGAGGUCGACACUCAUCACCUCUCCCACUUCAAGCCAGCAAUGCAUCCAACAGGGGAUCAUUCAGAGCAGCACUUGCCAAGCUCGAAAACGAAAGAACGAGAGCUGACAGAAAAAGAUCUAAAGUGGAAACUCAAAUACGCUCACUUGUACCCAAAAACCAAUUGGAUGAAGGAGAUUAGGCGUGUGACCAAUGCCAAUGUAAAAACCUACGCUCUUGUUCUACGAAGUCUUCCAGAGUCCCCAAUGAAUAUGCCAGAAAAGAUUUUAUUAAACAGACAGUUGAAAGACGCUAUUAAACAUGGCGUUGGCUCCAGGAAGUACCACAACAUCAGACAUUCCAUCAAGGUCGUUGCAGACGCCAGCCAGAAAUUGCAGCGGAAUACUUCGAAUUCUUUUGGUUUCAGAGGAAGUGGAUUCUCUCCCUUGGUACUCUGGGGAGACACCAUUGGCAAAAUUACCGCUAACUUUGGAACCAACGUGGCUUCGUAUUUCUCUUUUCUGCGCUUUCUGGUCCUUCUCAAUACCCUGAUGUGCAUUCUUAUGUUCUGCUUUGUCUCACUACCCCAGAUAAUCACUCUGGAAGUCAAUGAUGACAACAUUUCCGGUUUCUUUAUGAAACUAUCCAGCACCAUAUUUUUCUAUGGCGCCUACAGUAACUCCAGCAUUGAGCACGGUCCCAGCAAGUACAAUAGACCACUGGCCUACUUGACCACCUGGAGUUGCGCCAACUUACUGGCUGUAUUGAUUAUUGUCAUAAGUAUGUUUGUUAAGUACAAGACUAUCAAGGGAUAUAACUUCAAAGACUCGGAGCCUUACUCCAGCUGUUUGUUUACGAGUUGGGAUCAUUCUGUCACCAAUCGAAACAAAGUGGAGAAAAUGAAAGGAUUUAUUGCGAACUACUUUAAGGAAACCAAAAAGGAAGAGGAAAUUAAAGAAAGAUUAACAGCCUCAAAAAAGGUGAACCUGUAUCUCAUACGUAUAGUUUGUAAUGUGGUCAGUAUUUGUGUGCUAGGGGGCAGCGCCUACCUGAUCUACUGGGUGGCGUCCCACACCAUCAAACCAGAACUGGCCGUGCCAAAGGAAGUCAAUGAUUUCAUACUAAAGUACCAGCUGACACUGCUAGUGUCGUUGUUGAAAAUACUGAUUCCACCUCUGCUGUCAUUGUUGCUGUAUAUAGAAAGGUAUCACCCGAGGACACAGAUUAAAGUCAAAAUAGCAAGAACUGCCACUUUCUAUGUGGCCAGCCUUGUGGUUUUUCUGGCUUCCCUCUACGAACUGUCCAGGAAGUGCGCCCUUGACGUGGCCGAUGACAGCACAGUCUGCUGCUGGGAGAACGAAGUGGGGGAGAACCUGUUUCAGAUCAUCAUCUUGGAUCUUGUUCUUGGGAUCGUCGUGGGGGUGGUCAUCACUGGGGGUCAAGCUUUUCUCUACUUUACAGGAAUCUUGAGAAGAUUUGGAAGACCAGAUUUCAACGUGGCCAAUCUAAUCCUGGAUUUGGUUUACGGGCAGGCACUUAUCUGGCUUGGUUUGUUCGCCGCGCCUUUCUUGGCGUUCGUUGGUUUGAUUAAGUUAACCAUCAUCUUCUACUUCAACUACGGCCUGGUCUGGCUCUUCUGCGAGCCCAACAACGUCUUCAGGGCGUCAAGGUCAGGGACAUUCUACAUGUUUAUUCUGCUGACCACCCAUUUCGUCUGUUUGUUCCCCAUGACCUACGCUAUCAUCAAACUGAAGCCAUCAGAUGCAUGCGGCCCAUUCAGAACAAAGCAGAGAGUGUACGAAGUGCUGACCCACGAGAUCGGCGUCUCCCCAGACUGGAUCUAUGACAUCAUUCAAUUCUGCAGCACUCCAGCAGUCAUCAUUCCAGUGAUUAUUUUCUUAAUAUUAGUGACUCUCUAUUAUAAAGUGAAAUCCUCAACCCUGCACGCAGAGACCAAAGAACUUCGCCACCAUCUUGAGUUUGAAAGGAAAGAAGGAAAAAGAAAUGUUUAUGCAGCUGCAACAAGACUUGUUUCGAGUAGAUCAGUACCUAACGAUCUCAACGAGCUGGGUAUAUCCAGGUCAGUAGAUUCACAUUAUGAUCAUGGGCACGCCACUGAAGCGAAUAUCCGGAAAAAUCUAAAUGUGCAAUACCAACAGCAACUAGACGCUAAGGAUCUUCUCGCGAAAGAUGGUCAAGGCCCAAACAAAAGACAUACCCCUAAUGUCCAAAGCAAUUCACCCAGUGGUCAAAGCCAGCUACUCAAAGCUCAAGCUCCUUCGCCCAUUGGUCAAGGUAUUAAAUCCAAUCAAGGAAAUGGACACAGUGGUCAAGGACUGCCUUCAAAGAGCCUUCAACAGCAACUAGACGCUAAGGAUCUUCUCGCGAAAGAUGGUCAAGGCCCAAACAAAGGACAUACCCCUAAUGUCCAAAGCAAUUCACCCAGUGGUCAAAGCCAGCUACUCAAAGCUCAAGCUCCUUCGCCCAUUGGUCAAGGUAUUAAAUCCAAUCAAGGAAAUGGACACAGUGGUCAAGGACUGCCUUCAAAGAGCCUUCAACAGCAACUAGACGCUAAGGAUCUUCUCGCGAAAGAUGGUCAAGGCCCAAACAAAGGACAUGCCCCUAAUGUCCAAAUCAAUUCACCCAGUGGUCAAAGCCAGCUACUCAAAGCUCAAGCUCCUUCGCCCAUUGGUCAAGGUAUUAAAUCCAUUCAAGGAAAUGGACACAGUGGUCAAGGACUGCCUUCAAAGAGCCUUCAUUCGUCCACUGACCAAAUUACUCGACCCCAGGUUCAAGGCUAUGUACACAGCGGUCAAAGUGCCCCAUUUAACUCCAUUCAUACAAAUAAUCAAAGUUAUUCUAUCAGCGGUCAAGCCCCAUCAACUGUUCCUGGUUCGUCGUCAGUGGACACAGGUCUAAUUAUUCAACCAUGGGUCAUUUCUGAUGGCUCAUCCCCCACAGCUCCACCUCGUCCUUAUAACGUUAAUGCAGCCCAGUCUCCCAGCGAGAAUCCUCUUAUUGCUAACAUAAACGUUUCACCUAGGAAAAACCCAAGCAAUCCAACUAGCAACAGUCAAACUCCACAUAGAGGCGGCCCACCUCAACAUUCCAAAAAAGAACAGCCUCAAGAAUCUAGCAGCAUUUCGACACGUCAGUCAAGCGGCAUUCCUAGCAAGCCAUCAAGCAGCCAGCCAGCUCAACCACAACCCAAAGCUAGGGCACCUCAACCGCCGGAAAGUAAUUUUAGUCCCUCGUCGCAAAUCAGCGAUUCAGCUAAUGCAUCUAGCAAGAGCCUUGCUCUUUCAAGUAACAGCAAAGCGGCUGACUUUCCCAAUAGUAAAGUCUCCCUUCCACCUAGCAACAUCCCAACUGCAGCAUCGAGUAAUAUACUAUCUCUUUCGCUAACGAGCUCUUUGUCUCCAGCAUCUAGCCAGAUCAUAAAGUCAUCAGCAAACGAUACUCCAAUUGAAUCUUCUAACACUGACAAUACAUCUCCAGCAAUCAGCAAUCCAGCCUCCUCUUCAAUUACUAAUGUCUCAUCAUCAACAGUCAGUAGCCCCUCUCAGUCCUCUGAUAUUAACCUUGUAAAGCCACCAAAUAGAAACCCAAUUAAACGUAAGCCAGAUCAGACGACCGGUGAGAGCCUCGGGGCAGCACCAAGCAGUAAGUCAGUCCAUAAAACAAUCAUUAGUCUUCAUCCUGACACAAGCAUUCAUCCAUCUCUGACAUCUGAGCAUAACAGCAAUCAACUUGAUGAGCCUACUCAUUACAAAGAUCAAAUUGAUGAGCCUACUCAUUACAGAGAUCAAAUUGAUGAGCCUACUCAUUACAGAGAUCAACUUGAUGAGCCUACUCAUUACAGAAAUCAACUUGAUGAGCCUACUCAUUACAGAGAUCAACUUGAUAAGCCUACUCAUUACAGUGAUCAACUUGAUAAGCCUACUCAUUACAGAGAUCAACUUGAUAAGCCUACUCAUUACAGUGAUCAACUUGAUGAGCCUUCUCAUUACAGAGAUCAACUUGAUAAGCCUACUCAUUACAGAGAUCAACUUGAUAAGCCUACUCAUUACAGAGAUCAACCUGAUAAGCCUACUCAUUACAGGGAUCAACUUGAUGAGCCUACUCAUUACAGGGAUCAACUUGAUGAGCCUAGACAUUCAAGUGAUUAUCCUUAUCAGGUUAAAGUGCCUGCAGAUAGUAGCGAUCAUUCGGACUCAUUCUUAAGCAGUGAUCCUCAAACUAUGGCAUUCCAUCAAAUGUCUAGCAUACUUCCAGAUAAUGAAUUUACGGACGUGGGUCCCAGAGACGUUGACAAUCAUCGAAACCAACCUACUUUACAUCUUUCUGAUGAUGACAGCAGCCUAUCUUUCACACCAGAUUUUGAUGAACGAUCAGAUGAGUCCUAUGAUAACGAACCUGUGACCUCUAGGUUUGAACCGGAACCUGAAGAUGGUGAUAGUCUAGAUCUACACAUCCAAGAUCUGGGGGACAUGCAUGUAGACAAACCUUAUUCUGAUUUUAGCUGGAAUGAUUCAGAUUCAAAUACAAAUAACUAGUACUGAUAAGACUAAUGACUGGUAACUGUUACUUAUUUCAGUCGUUCUCAAACUGUGAUCUGAAGACAUUCUUUACUUGGUAUAGUCCCGACUAGCUGUUGAAUUCUUUAACACUUGAACAAACGUAGAUCCUAAUCACAGAUGAAUCCAUACUAAUACAGGAGCAGCUUAUUCAAAUAUCCACAAAACGAGGAAAUUAAAACCAAUGUCUGAAGAAGGAUACCACAAAAUUCUGGUAACAAAAACAGAUUUCAAUUUUUUAGUCCGCAUUAAGGGUCAUUUGUGAAGAAGUUGUUGACUGAUCUCCCUUCUUCUUGUUACGUAGAUUCAUUGUUGUAAUGAACCUCAUCACCAAUUAAAGAAACCGACCAGAAGUGUGUGCCUGUGGAGAUUUGCGGUCGAUACUUACAAGCAGUGAGCAGGACAUUAAUACACAUAAAUACACUCAUAAAAUCCCCUCAGCCUUAUACUUGUCAUGAAUUUCUUAGAAUUGUACUUUAAAAAGUUGUAAUCUCGUUAUACAUUCUGUAACAAAGUUUUUAUUUUACAUUUUUAACGUAUUUAUUUAUGUACCUGUUUCACUUAGAGUUCAGUGGAUCUGUCUGUGGCAUUUUAUGUCUCUGGAGUCAAUCUUUGCAGCUUCUCAUGAGACUUAAGAUGCCUAUUCUUGAUACACAGCUGCGGUCACAGGUUGGACAUCUGUAAUCACCAGGGGUUGUUGCAUUUUCACCCUUCUUUCUACUACUGUUGUGUAUGCCAUCGGCAAAGCGGGACCCUUCCAUUAUGCUCGCUCUCCAUGUGGAUCUAUCCAGUGCAACUAUUUCCCAGCUGCUAGUGUCGAUUUUGAAGAGCUUCAUGUCGCGUUUGCAUGCAUCAGUAUAUCUUAAAAGUGGACGACCAGUGACUAUCCUUGAUGUCAGUGGGUACGUUUCGACCAUUUAAAGGGGACCAGGAGUAAAAAAAAAGUCUGUAUGUAUGUAUCUCGACAUUUAUUACUGCGUAUUUAAAUCUUUGUCUCAUAGACUUUAUAAUAAACAUUAGGCUUAUAUUGAAGUUGGAGCCCAGCUGUGACCUACAUAUUUUGCCACAACUGACGCUGACAAAGUCAUUGUUUACAUAUUUACUUUCUCUUCCACUGUUUCUUCCCGAAACCAUACUCUACCAGUUGUUAUCAUUAAUUCUUGUUAUAAUACAUUUAUAUAAUUAAUUGAAAAAGUUAUUUACACUUUUGACAAUGACAUUGUAGAUCUAAAUUUUGUAUUAUUUGUUCAUUAUCCGCUUUAUCUCCUCUUCAAUAAGUAUGCAUCAUUUCUGUAGUCUCUAGUAAUGUAAUACUUGGCCAUAGUUUACAAUGAUGAUUAUAUUAAUAUAGCCCAGUAAGCCAUAAGUAUGCUGUUGGUAAAAGUAGAAGGCUCAGAUGUGUGUAUAUUAGUGGAAAAGACACUGACCAGGGCUAUUUUUAAGGGGAGGGCUAAACACCCCUUACUCCUUAUUCUAUUUGUCUAUGUCAGUAAUAAAGAAGAUGUUUCUCACAAAAGUUCUUGCACAAUUUAAUAAAACAAAGAUGUGCAUGUGUGAGUGUAUUUUUGCCUUGUAUUAAAAACCUUUAGACUGAAA
Molecule: messenger RNA, 6825 nt
Organism: Biomphalaria glabrata
Lineage: Eukaryota; Metazoa; Mollusca; Gastropoda; Planorbidae
Exons: 18
Coding region: 586-5208 (1540 amino acids)
Cellular component (GO): plasma membrane
Molecular function (GO): mechanosensitive monoatomic ion channel activity
Source: RefSeq, a predicted model, not a curated record